Messenger RNA from Papaver somniferum (opium poppy), 990 nucleotides. RefSeq lists its product as uncharacterized. Lineage: Eukaryota; Viridiplantae; Streptophyta; Magnoliopsida; Ranunculales; Papaveraceae. Bases 1 to 990 code for a protein of 329 amino acids. Gene Ontology annotation, molecular function: nucleic acid binding; RNA-DNA hybrid ribonuclease activity. The record is from RefSeq and is a predicted model, not a curated record. The transcript has a single exon.
AUGCAUGAAUUUGGGAUGAAACUGGAAUACGUUUCAAAUGGGAGGUUACCACGAACCUAUACAAACAUCUCUACAUGUAGGAUUAGUUACAAGAAGUUACAAAGUUUUAUGAAUCUCUGUGAAACACAAGUUGAAUCUCUGCAGCACUUAUUAAUUGAAUGUGAUCAUGCUAAAAGAAUCUGGUUGGAAAUGAAUGUGAAUGUAUCAGGAAUGCAGUCACAGCACAUUGAGAUAAUAUCUUGGAUAUCGAGUUGGUUUACCUCUACUCAAACAGACUUUGAGGAGAACCAACUAUGGAUCUCAAGAUUAAUGUGUACAUCUUGGCAUAUCUGGAAAAACAGAUGUGCUAAGGUUUUCAAUACCAAUGUCCUGAACUGUCGGCUUAUAUGUUCCUAUAUUACUCAAAUGGUAAACCAAUGCAUGCUGGAGGUUUCAAGUCAGUCUAAAUUGCAGACAGAAGAAACUCCGCCUGAAUGGUGCCCGCCUUCUUUUAACAGCUUCAAAAUAAACAUGGAUGCUUCAUUUGAUUAUAAUAAUAAGGAUGUAGGAAUUGGUCUAAUUCUCAGAGAUCAUGCAGGAACAACAAGAGCCAUCAGGGGCAGAUACUCAAAUGGAGGACUAGAUCCAGAGCAAGCGGAAUGUUGGGCAAUGAAACAGGCAGUUCUUUGGGCCAACGAACUUAAUCUCCGCAGUGUUAUCUUUGAAUCUGACUGUAAAAAUGAAAUUACAUCUAUCAGUGAUGUCAAGCCAACAGUCCACUGGAUGAACCAAGGCUAUAUAGAUGAAAUAAGGCAUCUACUUAAGAACUUUAUGUUUUCUGAAGUAAGUCAUGUUAAAAGACUAGCUAACAAUAUAGCUCAUGUAAUAGCUAUUGAUGCUAGAGCUAGGAAAUCUUCCUUUGAUUUUGAAUGUAACAUCCCUAAACCUUAUGAAAAUCUUGUUAGGGGUGAAAGGAAGGUUAACAAGAAGUUAUGUAAUAUUAUCGGCUAA